AUGGCUACACUGGCCGAACACCCGACCGUCGCCCCGUCGACGACUUGCUACGAUCCUGACAUCGACUCCUUCCUCAACCUCGACCAGAUCACCUACGCUACCGAAGCUCCCAGGCCAAAGGCUUCGCUGCCAAGUCAACCUGCCGUUCCAAGCACAGAUUUCGCCGCUGGUGAUGUUCGCAGUGCCGGCUUCGCUUCGAAUGGUCAAACACCGAUUGCCUUCCAGGCUCCGAGCCACCAAUAUGACGAACACAAGCAGCAGACUGGUCUUCCUCCAGGCGCUUUGGCUCAUGCGAUGUCCUUCAACCAUGCUAACAACAUGGGCUAUGGCGGUGCCAGCCCUGGGUUUGCCAUGGGAGGAGACAUGUAUCCCCAGAUGAAGCGCGAGGAUCCCCUUGAUUUCAACGCCAUCCCCGCCCGUAACCCAGCUGAGAUGGACAUGGAGGGCGACAACAUCAACUCGGCUCCCGGUUAUUUCUUCUCGCCAAACCCCAACAAGGCCCAGUUUGUCGACCCUAAUGCUCUGGCUUCCCAGGAGGCUGUCCCCGCUGGACACUCGACCCAGGUUGGUCGUAUGUACCCGGGUAUGCACCAGCAGCAAGCAGCCAUGGCCAAGGCCGCUCAGCAACAGAGACAGCAUGAGAUGCUUCGCCAGCAGCAACAGCAGCAGCAGCAACAACAACAACUCCAGCAGCGUCGCAUGGAGGAACAGGCCCAGCAAAGCAACGCCUCUCAGCCCCGUGCUCAGCGGAAUUCCGACCCUGUUGUCGAGGAGCGCAUCUCUCGCCUUCUCCAGCAGAUCAGACAGAGCUCGAUGAGUUCGCCGUCCGACUCGCCCAGUCCUUCCCUUCUGCCCCAGAUGGCCAAGGCCAAGAAAGAAGAGCAGGAUAUGGACGAGGACGAGAGACUCCUUGCUAGCGAAGAGGGCAAGAAGCUCAGCAGCAAGGAGCGUCGUCAGCUCCGUAACAAGGUUUCAGCUCGUGCUUUCCGAUCUCGCCGAAAGGAAUACAUCGGCCAGCUUGAAAACGAAAUUGCCUCGCGCACCAACGAAUCCCACGAACUUCGCAUCCAAAACCGCGCUCUUUAUGAGGAGAACGCUCGUCUGACCGACCUUGCUCACAUGCUUUUGGCGUCGCCUCAGUUCUCGAACUUCAUGGAAGAAAUGAACGUCACCGGUCUGCCUCAGCUCCAGACCACUUCCAAGCAGCAGCCUCAGCAAUCGCAGCCACAGUCGCAGCCUCAACAGCAGCAGCAGCAGCAGCCGACACAGCCCUCGCAGCCGCCUAUGCAGGCCAACAUCCCCGAGGCCACCCAGAACCAGACUCCCCAAGAUUUCCAGAUGCAGCAGAGUAUGGUCAUGGUUCCCAACCAGGGAAUGGACAUGACUGGCAUGGGUCUGAACGGGGGAUGGAACUCUGGAAUUGACAUCAACUACGCCAACACCCCCGUCUUUGCCGUCAUGGAAGUGCCCGAGGGUCCUGCUCUUGAUGCCGAAGUUCUUUCCGGAAAGUCAUCCAGCUUUGGUAGCAUCCUCCCGGAGUCUACGAAGCAGGAAGCCCCUGUCCUUGAGCGCGCACCGCAGGUCGAGGAGCCCAAGGAAGUGACUGGUGUCGUGAACCCCAACGUUGAGAUUGACGAGUCGGAUCCUGCCUUUGCCCUGUUUGUCGACUCCGUCAAGUCGCAAACACAUACCGAGGAGUCGUUCGAGGGUGUCAAAUCGGAGAAGGCCCCGGCCUUUGAGCUUGUGGUUGAGUGUGAUUCCAAGACUACCGAAGCCCGAUUCGCUCAAUUAUGUCUCAGCAUGGAAGCAUCUUUCGAACGUGUUUCUAUGUUUUACUACCAGGUCCUCACGACGCCGACUGGCGAUACCCCCGGCACGACAUUGCUGCUGCAUUUCCCAGAUAAGCGGUACUUCUUCGGACAUCUAUCGGAAGGUACGCAGCGGGCGUGUACGGAGCGUGGCGUCAAACUCACCUAUUUAACCGAUGCAUUCCUUACUGGCCGUACGGAAUGGGCGAACAACGGCGGUUUAAUCGGCACGAUCCUGACUCAGGCGGACGGCCUUAUCAACUCGAAUCUGGCGCUGGAAACCGCCGCGCAGGCAAAAGGGUUGACGGCUGAGCAGACAAAGCAUGGUGUUCCAUAUGCGGAGAAAAAUGGACAGGUUGUGGCGCAGAGGGGCAGUUUGACGAUUCAUGGAGGGCGGAAUAUCACGCAUAGUCUGGCGACUGCUAGGCGAUUUGUGUUUCGGAAGGGAAUGCCGGUCUUUAUGAGGGAGUAUGAUUCGGAGACGAUGGGGAAGAGGAGGUCUGUGGCGAAUGAGGAUGCGUUUCAAGAGCCAUCGUGGUUUGAUAAUAACAUCAAGGUGUGGGCUAUGCCUGUUAGUUCUUCACCGACGGGGCAGGAUGGUGGUGAAACUUUACAAAGUGGUCAGCAGAGCCCUAGGAAAAGAAGCUUGGAUGAGUUUCAGGAGAAGGAGGAUGGGGUUGAUAUGCGUGACCGGCGACUCAGGGAACAGAUCAUGAGGCAGUCUGUUGUCACUGAUAUGUUCAACUCAUCGUGGAGAAUGGAUGCGCUCAUCGAGACUCCCCUGGCCGAGGUGAAGAUGCCUGCGUCCAUGUUCAUUCGCAAUCCUGAGACCAAGCAACUCGAACAGUAUAUGGGUCCUGCUCCGGGAAGCGAUCAGCCACUCCCCAAUAUCAAGGUUCUCGUACGCCAACCUUGGCCGGGCGCGACGGUUGAGAAACUACCCCCAACUACCUGGUGUGACGAGGCUCUUUCCUACGUUGUGCGGAAUCACGAUGUCCGUGGCAAGUUUGACCCUAAGAAAGCAGAAGCGCUGAAGAUCCGCAAAGGUCCCGACUAUGCUCGUCUGACCAAAGGCGAAAGCGUUGUAUCUAUGGAUGGAAAGACCGUCACACCGGAAAUGGUUCUGGGACCCCCGCGGCCUGGAAAGGGGUUGGCGAUCAUUGACUUGCCAUCUGUAGACUAUGUCGAGAACCUGGUUAACCGCCCAGAGUGGAAUUCGCCAGCUGUGACGACAGAUCUGGAGGCUUUCCUUUGGAUCCUGGGACCUGGUGUAGGCGAUCAUCCCAAGCUGCGUGAGUUUGUUGAGAAGAGGCCAAACGCCAAGCAUAUCGUCUCCAGUACGGAUUACUGCCCGAACUACCUUGCCCUGCCUAGUGUUGCGGGAUCGUCAAUCCGUCUGGCUCGCUUGAAGGGUGAUAGUUAUUCGAUUCCUUUCCAUGAUAACGUGACGCUUCCGCAGCCAGGAACACCAACACACGGAUCGGAGGUUACGAAGCAGAGCAUCCAGUCCUCGCCGUUCGAACCAUCAGAGCCAGGUCUCGUUAUUGGCAUGGAACCCAAGUUCGAAGUCAACCGUUCUGAGGUCAUGCAAAGACUCAACCCAGCGGAAGUGGUAGAUAAAAUUCCCCGUGCGGUCGAGAAACGAGUCGACACGAUCCGCAAGCGCAUGAAGAAGCAAGAAUUCUUGAAAAAGCUGGAGAAUGUCCGGAAAGAUCUCCCUGGACAGGAUGUGGAGAUUAUCGCGUUGGGGACUGGCUCUUCCGCACCAUCGAAAUACCGCAAUGUUUCUGCUACGCUACUCAAGGUUCCUGGGUACGGUUAUUACUUGCUGGACUGCGGUGAGAACACUCUUGGACAGCUGAAGCGUGUUUAUAAUCCUGAGGAAUUGCGGGAGGUGCUGCGCAACUUGCGUAUGAUUUGGAUUUCCCACCUUCACGCCGAUCAUCACUUGGGUACUGCGUCUCUCAUCAAGGCUUGGUACAAGGAGAACUACCCCAAAGGCGUACCCUCGCAGGGACAAUACAUCGAAGACGAUGUCAGCAAGAUCCUGGAGGAAAAGCGCUUAUUCAUUCUAUCUGAGGAAAGUAUGAUUAGCUGGCUGGAAGAGUACGCGGCUGUCGAAGACUACGGAUUUUCGAAGACAGUCCCUCUCUCAGCAUAUCCAUACAUGGACGGAAACAAGCGUAUACUCACUAGCUUCGUCUACCGCCACACUCGCGCCGAUGGCAGCUACCCUGGUCAGAUGCGGGAUGUUGGCAAACCCUCAAACACUCUCCUCCGCUUCGACGACGACAACUCCCCCCUUACAACUCAACUCCGCGCCGCGACCGGCCUUCAAGACUUCCGCACCACGAGAGUAUCCCACUGCCGCGGCGCAAUGGCUGCCUCACUUAUCUUCCCGGAUGGCUUCCAAGUCUCGUUCUCGGGUGACUGUCGUCCAUCGCAAUCAUUCGCAGAGAUUGGAAAGGGCUCCACAGUCCUCAUCCACGAAGCUACUUUCCAAGAUGAUAUGUACCAAUCCGCCAUGGCGAAGCGCCACUCAACCACCUCCGAAGCCCUCGAAGUUGGCCGCCGUAUGGAGGCACGGACUAUCCUGCUUACGCACUUCAGCCAGCGAUACCAGAAGGUUGCCUACGUGGACCAGAAAACAGGUGCCGUAAAGCACGAAGAAGCCCAAGAUACCCCCGCCGAUGCAGAUGCGGGCGAAGAACCCGAAACCCUCCAAGACGACACCUCAUCCACAGCUCCUAAAUCCUUUAAGGAUGUCAUCACCCUCCGCCGUCCGAACCAGCAUACCUCGCCCUCCACCCGUUCAUCAGUCCUAGACCGCACACCUACAACAGCCGUGUUUGAUUACAUGCGCGUGCGUGUGGGUGAUAUUCCCAUUGCUCAAGCUUACGCUCCAGCUCUUGAGAAAUUGUUUGAUAUUCUCGAGCGUGCAUCUACUGAGGAGGCAAACCAAGCAAAGAAAGAGCGGGAGGAGCAGAAGCCGAUUGAUUCGAAGCGUGGGAAGAAGAAGGCUGAACGACAAGCGCUUUCUCAGGGUAAGCAGCUGCCUGUGCAGGAGGUUUCUGCUGCGGAUGUGGAGACUGGGCCCAGUGUUUGGAGUGCGGAUGAGAGUGAGAGUGGGUGGAGUACUAGUGAGCCGGAGGAUGACAAGUGA
Messenger RNA from Aspergillus ruber CBS 135680, 4971 nucleotides. RefSeq lists its product as uncharacterized. Gene Ontology annotation, biological process: regulation of DNA-templated transcription; mitochondrial tRNA 3'-end processing. The record is from RefSeq and is a predicted model, not a curated record. The transcript is spliced from 3 exons. Lineage: Eukaryota; Fungi; Ascomycota; Eurotiomycetes; Eurotiales; Aspergillaceae. Bases 1 to 4971 code for a protein of 1656 amino acids. Gene Ontology annotation, cellular component: mitochondrion. Gene Ontology annotation, molecular function: 3'-tRNA processing endoribonuclease activity; DNA-binding transcription factor activity.